This is a messenger RNA of Branchiostoma floridae (Florida lancelet), 1045 nucleotides long. Its product is annotated as aldo-keto reductase family 1 member A1-A-like. The record is from RefSeq and is a predicted model, not a curated record. Gene Ontology annotation, molecular function: aldose reductase (NADPH) activity. Lineage: Eukaryota; Metazoa; Chordata; Leptocardii; Amphioxiformes; Branchiostomatidae. Gene Ontology annotation, cellular component: cytosol. Bases 130 to 894 code for a protein of 254 amino acids. The transcript has 9 exons.
UGCAGACUGCUGCAUGCAUUACUCUGUUCUUUCUUGCGAAACUGGACGUACAAUUCCUUUAGCUAGCUCGUCUACACUUUUCUGAGAACUGGAAGGGCACUGCAACAACCAACCGUCGCCGAAUUUGGCAUGACUAGGCUCACAAAUUUGCUCAGGUACAUAUCUCGGCACGCCCCCAACAUGGCCCUGCCUGCAGCCACACUCCGAACCGGGGCACAGAUGCCUCUGCUGGGGCUAGGAACAGGGCCGGGAUCGGUAGGAACUUGGCAGACUUCCACUGAACCAAUCUACGAAGCCGUGAAGGUUGCCAUAGAUACGGGGUACCGUCACAUCGACAAUGCGGAAUCCUACGCGGAAGAGCAGGCGGUCGGACGGGCGCUACAGGAGAAGGUCGGAUCUGUGGUGGAGAGGAAGGAUAUCUUCAUCACCAGUAAGUUGUGGAACACGAGGCACCACCCCGAUGAUGUCCUACCAGCCUGUCAGAGGAGCCUAACCGACCUGGGACUAGACUAUUUGGACCUGUACCUCAUGCACUUCCCUGUAGCAUGGACGAGAGGGGAUGUGUACUAUCCUAAAGACGAGAAUGGCCGAGCAGUACUGGCUACUCCUGAUGUUCCCUUCAUGGACACAUGGAAGGCCAUGGAGAAGCUUGUGUAUGCAGGACUGGUGAAGGCCAUCGUGUGUGUCCAACUUCAACAUCUCACAGAUGGAGGAGGUUCUGACCAAUGGGAGGAUCAAACCAGCUGUCAAUCAAGUGGAGUCUCACCCCUACCUGGUGUGCAGCAAGCUUCUGAAGUGUGCUGCGGACAACAACGUCGUCAUCACGGCGUUCAGCCCGCUUGGCAGACCUGGGGAGGAAAGCCUACAUGGUGUCAGUCCCCUCAAGGAUCCUAAGGUGAUUUCAAUUGCAGAAAAGCACAAGAAAACUCCAGCACAGGUGUGCCUCAGGUGGCAGGUACAGAGGGGCAUGGUCCUUGUCCCAAAGAGCACCUCACCUGCCAGAAUCCUGGAGAAUUCUCAGGUACAUGUAAGAAAGUGGGGUGUG